This is a messenger RNA of Penicillium nucicola, 3801 nucleotides long. RefSeq names its product putative cation chloride cotransporter. The coding region runs from base 1 to 3801 and encodes 1266 amino acids. NCBI's taxonomy places the organism in Eukaryota, Fungi, Ascomycota, Eurotiomycetes, Eurotiales, Aspergillaceae. Gene Ontology annotation, cellular component: membrane. Gene Ontology annotation, molecular function: potassium:chloride symporter activity. The transcript is spliced from 4 exons. Gene Ontology annotation, biological process: potassium ion import across plasma membrane; potassium ion homeostasis; chloride transmembrane transport. The record is from RefSeq and is a predicted model, not a curated record.
AUGACGCCUGAACGAGCCGGAACAUCCUCCGACUCCUUGUCUCGCAGACGACCCAACUUCUCCACGCGCAGUGCUACAGAAGAUACCUCGCGGCUAGCUCCAGGCGACUCGAGCCAGGCUCCCGCCGAUGAACGCACUCGGUUAUUACAAUGGCCACCGACUCGAUGGGCCCGUCCGUAUGAGCCAGUGAAUUCGUCAGAACCCGCGGAGGAUCAGCGCCAUUCAUCACCCACCGACUAUGUUAGAGGAAUUUCGAAAUGGUGGCAUAAUAGAGGAGAGAAUUCUGAGAACACAGAUAGCAGAGAGACUGCUUCCUCGCAAAUGGGACCUCCAGGUCCUCUGCGCGACUCUAGCGUCGAUAGGAAGGACAAGGGACAUCGGUCUCGAUCGGUAGACGAACCCAAGAAGCUUGGAACCUUCUCUGGCGUAUUUGUUCCGACAACUUUGAAUGUGCUGAGCAUUCUCAUGUUCCUUAGAUUCGGGUUUAUUCUAGGACAAGCUGGUGUACUGGGUAUCCUAGGUCUGCUACUUGUCUCGUACACAAUCAACCUUGUGACAACAAUGUCUCUGUCCGCAAUCGCAACAAAUGGAACUGUUCGAGGAGGCGGUGCAUACUACCUGAUCUCUCGCUCCCUGGGUCCUGAGUUUGGUGGCUCAAUCGGCAUCGUAUUCUACCUGGGCUACGUCUUUAACACUGGAAUGAACGCUGUCGGUCUAGUGGAUUGCUUUACCCAGAACUUCGGCACAGAGUCCGGCGAUUGGGCCAAUUUCCUCGAAGAAGGAUUCUGGUGGCAGUACCUCUGGGGUACCGUUAUCCUUGUGUUUUGCACUGGUAUCUGUUUGGCAGGAAGUUCCAUUUUCGCCAGAGCGAGUAAUGGGCUUCUUAUCAUACUACUUGUGGCGACCUUCAGCAUUCCACUUUCCGCUCUUUUCAUGAAGCCUUUCUCUUCUCCUCAUCUUGGCGUUGAGUUCACAGGACUUCGUUUAAAGACUUUGAUGGGAAAUCUUAAACCACAUCUUACCAAGGGGGCCGCAGGAAGUCAACUGAAAGGACGUGAGAAUUUCCAAGAUCUCUUUGGUAUUCUCUUCCCUGCCACAGGAGGCAUUUUCGCUGGUGCAAGUAUGUCUGGCGACUUGAAGAAUCCAAGCAAAGCUAUCCCUAAGGGUACGCUUGCCGGGCUGGCAUUGACAUUUGUCACAUAUGGGCUUGUUAUUCUUGCAAUGGCAGCGUCUGUCACCCGAGAGUCAUUCUAUAACAACGUGAAUGUGAUUCAAGUUGUCAAUGCCUCCGACGUGGUCAUCCUUCUUGGAGAAUUCGCAACCAGCUUUUUCUCCGCCCUGAUGGGUGUGAUUGGGUCUGCGAAACUCCUUCAGGCUAUCGCAAGAGACAGCCUCCUACCUGGGAUUGGCAUAUUUGGCCAGGGAACUCGCAAAAACGACGAGCCAGUCUAUGCAAUUAUAGUGACAUUUGUAUUCGCCCAAGUCACAAUGCUUUUCGACAUUAAUCGCAUCGCAUCCUUUGUCACUAUGACUUACCUGAUGACAUUCCUUGUGAUGAAUCUUGCUUGUUUCCUGUUGAAAAUUGGCUCUGCGCCCAAUUUCCGUCCUUCUUUCCAUUACUUCAAUUGGCAGACUGCAGCGGCCGGAACGUUGGUCAGUGGUGUCAGCAUGUUCUUUGUGGAUGGACUCUAUGCUUCGGGAUGUGUUAGCAUAUUGGUGAUGCUGUUCCUGCUAAUUCAUUAUAGCUCGCCACCAAAACCCUGGGGCGAUGUCAGCCAGAGCCUGAUCUACCACCAAGUGCGCAAAUACCUGCUCCGUCUUCGCCAGGAGCAUGUCAAGUUCUGGCGUCCUCAAAUCUUGUUGUUUGUCAGUGAUCUCGACAGACAAUACAAGAUGGUCUCUUUUUGCAAUUCGUUAAAAAAAGGAGCUUUGUUUGUGUUAGCUCAUGUUCUUGUGACAGAUGACUUUUCUGCAGCCGUCCCUGAAGCGCGCCGUCAACAUACGGCCUGGACAAAGUUCGUUGAAUAUUCCAAGAUCAAAGCCUUUGUGAAUAUUUCUAUUUCUCCAGCAGCAGAAUGGGGAAUGCGGAACAUUGUCUUGAACUCAGGGUUGGGAGGCAUGCGCCCGAAUAUUGUCGUGAUCGACCAAUUCCGACAAGACCAGUCGCUCGUUGAAACUUUCUCGAACACCGGUCGAAGAGAUUCCAAGACAAGGCGUUCCUCAUCCCAGGGCCCUGGAACAGACGAGCCUCAGAAUCGACCAAAAAGCCCGCCGAUGAGUGGUCAGAGUUACGUCACAAUACUUGAGGAUCUUCUUUUCAAGCUACGAAUCAAUGUUGCUGUAGCAAAAGGAUUCGAAGAUCUAGAGCUACCCGACGCACACGGUCGUCACACGAAGAAAUAUAUCGACUUGUGGCCGAUUCAAAUGUCGGCCGAGCUCGGGGCUGACAACGAAAGCAAACAAAACGUGCUCACGACUAAUUUCGACACAUACACUCUUAUCCUUCAGCUGGGCUGUAUUUUGAACACUGUGCCCUCAUGGAAAAAGACCUACAAAAUCCGAGUGGCAGUGUUUGUGGAGUAUGAGACCGACGUGGAAGAUGAAAGAGCACGAGUUGAGGCUCUUCUUGAGAAACUACGGAUUGAGGCUGAAGUCUUGGUAUUCUGGCUUGCUUGCGGUGACCUCCAGGCUUACCGGAUCAUUGUAAACGGCGAUAUUUCAUCAGCCACAGCCGAUUCCCAAGAGAAGGUUCGAUCCACUUUGCAAGGAGAAGAAUGGUGGCAGGGAAUCUCGCGAGCUCGCGCUCAAGACCAGGGUCAGAUUAUUGAUACGGGAAGCAACAGCCUGCCACAGGACAGAGCUUACAGCUGGCAAGGUCCAUCGAGUCAAGACAGUGGAUCCACAAAUCUGCGCCGGCGAGUAUCUGGCCUGAGACGAUUGAUCCAGUCCACUCGCCGCAGACGGUCUAUUUCAAGUUUCCGAGCUCUAGGUGGAGUGAACCUUGGUAUGCAAACACAUCGAUUGUUGGAUUCCUUUGUCGACUACGAUAGUUCGGACGGCUCAAGCUCAAGCUCGGACAGUGAAAUGGAAGGUUACACUAGCGAACCCGAGAUCAAUGAUGGGGAUAUAGCCACCCCUGAGCCUGGAGCUGGUCCCUCGCGGCUUCUUAGUCGGUCCAAGACUGAUGACGGCAGUCCUAGUUCGGCUUCUCCCAAUACACAGAUACCUACACCUCGCGUUGAAGAUACCCCAACCAGCCUCCCGGUGCCAUCGAUCAUUGCAACGGAAGAUGACGCCUCGCCGAAGAGUAAAACUCCCGUGCGACGGCCUCCCAUGAGCCGCUCUGCAUCUAGCAAUCGGUUCAGCUCCUCUCCAAUCCCAGAAGCCAAGGUCAACACGGAAGCCGAAGAGGACAAUGGGCCAUCCAUUAUGUUCGCCGCUCAAAAUUCCCCUCCCAGAUCCAACAAACUUGAUUCAAUCUACGCCCGCCGACCGUCUGCCACGCCACCCACUAUCCGCAGCCACAACAGUGCAUCUGGAUACCCCAGCACAGCCUCACACCCAUUGUCCUUCAACGACCUACCCAGCCGAGCCCAGCAUUUGAUUUUAAAUGAGUUGAUGGUCCAGCAUAGUGGCGACACAGCCGUUAUUUUCACGACCCUGCCGUCUCCCGUGGAGGGCACCUCACUAAGCGAAGAGGACAGUGCGUCGUACCUGAGUGACUUGGAGGUGCUGUGGCAAGACUUGCCGCCUUGUCUUUUGGUACACAGCAACAGCAUGACCGUGACGAUGAACCUGUGA